Naumovozyma dairenensis CBS 421 is the source of this 2889-nucleotide messenger RNA. RefSeq names its product Pff1p (gene PFF1). The record is from RefSeq and is a predicted model, not a curated record. Lineage: Eukaryota; Fungi; Ascomycota; Saccharomycetes; Saccharomycetales; Saccharomycetaceae. Gene Ontology annotation, biological process: proteolysis. Bases 1 to 2889 code for a protein of 962 amino acids. Gene Ontology annotation, molecular function: metalloexopeptidase activity. The transcript has a single exon.
AUGCAAUCAUCUCAUAACUCGAUGCCAACUUUGAAGUCAAUUUUUAGAUUCAGGAAAACAAAUGUAAGCUUCCUUUUUCAAAUAACAAUUUGUGGAAUUUUUCUUCUCUAUGUUUAUGAUCAAACGCGAUAUAAGUACACGCUGCCCUCUCAAUCAGAAAAGGUUCACCAGCGCUUACUCCAAACGGCAUGGUCAGAUUUGCAGAAUAUAACUCUUAAGCCACAUCCAUAUACUUCACGAGAUAAUGACAGAGUUCAUGAUUAUAUUUUGGAGAGGGCAAUGAAAAUCACUCAAAAAAUUGAAUAUGCUAACAUCUCCGAUGAUUAUGAAACACAAACCGAUACAUUUUUCAGACAACCUGAUGUGUUUAAUUUAUCAUCUACAAGGACUAGAGUAAUAUAUUUUCAAUCCUCGAACAUUAUCGUAAAAUUAGAAGGGAAGGACAAGGCACUACCAGGCUUACUACUAUCUUCUCAUUUCGAUUCAGUGCCUACAAGUACAGGAGCAACUGAUGAUGGGAAGGGGAUUGCAUCAUUGUUAGCUCUACUAGAAUAUUUUUGCCAAAAACAACCUGAAAGAACUUUAAUAUUUAAUUUUAAUAAUAAUGAGGAAUUCGGUCUCCUUGGAGCGUCAGUGUUCUUCGAGCACCCAUGGUCAAAACUGGUCCAUUAUUUUCUGAAUCUUGAAGGAACGGGUGUUGGGGGAAAAGCGGUCCUAUUUAGAACUUCCGAUGUAUCUACAGCUCAAAUGUAUAAAGAAGCAGUUCUAAAACAGCCCUUUGGGAAUUCGGUUUAUCAGCAGGGGUUUUAUAACCGUUACAUUCAUAGUGAAACGGACUACAAAGUUUACGAAGAAAAUGGAUUAAGAGGAUGGGAUAUCGCUUUUUACAAACCCCGUGCCUUGUAUCAUACUGUGAAUGAUUCAAUAUCAUACACCUCAAGAGAAGCUCUUUGGCAUAUGCUACAUACCUCACUUCAACUUUCAAAUUAUGUAGCAUUUAACAAUGAAGAUCCUCAUGCUUAUACUCCAGCAAUUUAUUUCGAUAUUGUUGGCUACAACUUCUUUGUUAUUAAUUCUAAGUCAUUAUUUGCACUGAAUUGCAUUUUACUAGUAGCAGCACCAGUUAUCAUUCUUGUACUGCAGCUGCUACGGUCACGUAAAAAUAGUAGUACCAAUCGAGUCUCGCUAUUGUUGGCUGUCAGACUCCCAUUUUCUUUAGCGAUAACGUGUAUUAUCCUCAAGAUAACUGAAUCUGCUCUCUUUCAAAUUAACCCUUUCAUCUCUUCGAGGAACCACCUCUCUCCGCUAAUAACUUUUGGUGCUGAGUUUUUAUUUAUAAACUACUUGCUAUUAACUCUAUUUGAAACGCUCUCACCUUCGAGUGAUUUUAAGAGAAUAGCAUUAGGCGAAAUUUUAUCAAUUUUAUGGGUUCUUUUGUUGUCUCUUACCUAUAGGAUGCAUAAAAAUGAAUACCGGGACACUGGGAUAUAUCCAUUCACAAUUCUUUACGUUUGCAUCCUUAUGGGCAUAUUAUUCGAUUAUUUUGCUAAGUCGCUUAAACAAACACCCAAAGUAUUCUUUUCCAGAGAAGUGGAUGGAGUUUCCGGAAGUAGUAACCAAGAACUACAUGAUGGUGAACUAGAGGCUGCAGGUGCUUAUACUUCUGAUGUAGAAAGAGCUUCACCUACUAAUUCGGAUAAUUCAUCUCCACAUACUGCCAACCAAACAAUUCCUGCCUUUGAGCCAGAUGAGAGAGCUCCAUUAUUGGAGACUAACGCACACUAUCCUGUGAAAGAAGUGAAUACAAUCCCCAAGAAACCGACCAAUUAUAGUUGGGCCCUUCAGUUCUUACUGACGGUCCCGAUUGGCAUUUUCAUAAUGUUUAAUAGUUUUGACUUAAUUCUUGAUGCUUUGAAUCAAACAAGCCAAGAGAGUUUAAAAUCAACAUCUGACGUCCUCAACAUAUCAUUAUUAGGAGGUAUUUUAGUAGUGCUGCCGGUAAUCCCGUUUGUUUACAAAUUUAAUGUUGUUACCGCUAUUGCAUUGUUUUUGACGUUCUCUAUUGGAGCCAUACAAAUAUUUUUUUCAUCACCAUUUACUAUCGAGGCACCGUUAAAGGUUAGAUUCUCACAGGAUUUAAAGUGGUCGAAUGGAGCCAUCGAAUCUGUUGUUCACAUAUCUGGAAGGCAAGGCUUUUUGGAGCCUCUUAUACACGAUCUUCCAAGUGUAAAACGUGAGUAUCUUGCUGUAGAUUGUGAAGAUAAAUAUGACGGAAAUGAAGUAUGCAGUUAUUCCGGAGAACUACCAAAUCCUAUAGAUACCUAUAAUUCAAAUUUCACAAUUGAUAAGCUCUUUUCUAUUGAUGUUCUUAAAAAUGACAGGAAUUCGAAGUACAAGUCACCAUAUGAACCGAUAAAUGCAGAAGUCUUGAUAAAUGUAGUCGAAAACAGGGCAUGUACUAUUCUCUUUACUAACCCACUAGAAGACAAAUCUUCGCCUGUUAAACAGAUACAAAUAUUUGCCGAUGAAAAUAACAAUACGGAUGUGACGGAUGAUAAGAUAAUAAGAUGGAGAGAUGGGAUUGAUGAAUUACAAUUACAUAAACUUGAUUUUGAAAAAAAAUUUUAUCAUAUCGGGAUUCAAUGGUAUCCAAAAAUUUUAAACGAUAACGAGUCGAAUAGUGAUUCGCCAGCCGAUAUUGAUGAUAAUGCGUUAAACUUGAGAGUUAUUUGCUACUGGGGAGAAUACGAUUCUGAGUCAAUAGUGAACGGUAAACAUAAGAAAAAGAUCCCGGCUUAUGAUGAGUUACUAACAUAUGCUCCUUUAAAUUAUUCCAUCUCUAAUUUAAAUAAAGGGUUGAUUACAAUGGAAAGAUCAAUUGAAUUGUGA